CUUCUUCCCUCGCCGAACUCUGGAGGCUUAAAGAGACAACGGCAGGCAGAAAGCCCGGCUAGCCGUUUGGGGGGGAUUGAAAAAUAAAACGAAGAGCGCCUGAAAGCGGACAUAAAGGAGUAUGCGGCAUGCAGCUGUAGAGAUACAGACGGAGAGAUAUCUCAAGAAGAUGUGCUACUUCACUGCUUGAGCCCGUCACCGCAGCCUCCAGUGUCCGACUGCAAUAUUUGGGCAUAAAGAAUGUUUGAGGCAUUUCCAAAGACUGACUUGGAGGAAGCCAUGAGGAGCCCAUGGGGACGUUUUGCCGUGGCCUCCUGGAUCCAGUAGCAGGAACUGUGUAUAUGUGUGCGUGUUGGUGACUGAGGGUGUGUGUGGGUGUGUGUGUGUGUUAGUGUUUUUGUUUGUGUGCUAAUGUGUGUGUUCUGUAUGUAUGUGUGCACAUGAUUGCACAGGCUGCCUUCUUUGGGCAGUAACGGGCUACGCUGAGGGCACCUUAACAUCAAAGGAGGAAAACCCCGAUUCUGAAGGAUUAAGCCAAGGCUUGUGCUCCGUUUUGGAUGGUAAAACGGCAGGCUUUCUGCUGCCGUAAGGACUGCAUUUGUAUAUAGACAUUUAUAUACAAAAUCUCCCUCUCUCCUCUGUCGCAUUGCCUCAGACCCCCCUCUUUCCCUGGGGCUUGUUUUGACGCCUCUCAGUUUUGAAUGGCCGGUGAGUAACCGUGGAGAGGCCAGGGUAUCACAAGCUUAUGGAUUUUGAUAAGAGAGGUGGGAAGGGAGACACAGAGGAAGGGAAGAGGAUGUCCAAAACAACCAAUAGCAGGACUGGGGGCCGGGGCACUGGGCCCAACUCUGGGGUCCUUAUGGUUGGCCCCAACUUCCGAGUAGGGAAAAAGAUCGGCUGUGGUAACUUCGGCGAGCUGCGGCUGGGGAAAAACCUCUACACCAAUGAAUAUGUGGCCAUCAAACUGGAGCCAAUUAAGUCCAGGGCGCCACAGCUUCACUUGGAGUACAGAUUUUAUAAACAGUUGGGAAACUCAGAGGGAAUUCCUCAGGUCUUUUACUUUGGGCCAUGCGGGAAAUACAAUGCCAUGGUUUUGGAGCUGCUGGGCCCCAGUCUGGAAGACCUGUUUGACCUCUGCGACCGCACCUUCUCCCUCAAGACCGUCCUCAUGAUAGCCAUACAGCUGAUAACACGGAUGGAGUACGUUCACACCAGGAGCUUGAUCUAUCGAGACGUCAAGCCAGAGAACUUCCUGGUGGGCCGGCCGGGCAGUAAGAGGCAGCACACCAUUCACAUUAUUGACUUCGGGCUUGCCAAAGAGUACAUCGACCCUGAGACCAAAAAACACAUCCCGUACCGGGAACACAAGAGCCUGACUGGCACGGCCCGCUACAUGAGCAUUAACACUCACCUGGGCAAAGAGCAAAGCAGGAGAGAUGACCUAGAAGCUCUUGGACACAUGUUCAUGUACUUUCUGCGAGGCAGUCUGCCCUGGCAGGGCCUGAAGGCGGACACGCUGAAGGAGCGCUAUCAGAAGAUUGGGGACACCAAGCGGGCGACGCCAAUCGAAGUGCUCUGCGAAAGUUUCCCAGAAGAGUUAGCGACAUAUCUGCGCUACGUCCGGAGAUUGGACUUCUUCGAAAAGCCCGACUACGACUACUUGAGGAAGCUCUUCACUGACCUCUUCGACAGAAACGGCUAUGUCUUUGAUUACGAGUAUGACUGGGUUGGCAAACCUCUUCCCACACCCAUCGGCCCCAUCCCCAGUGAUACACCCCAGCCCAGCAGCCGGGACAAAGCACAGCAGCAGACCAAAGCCCAGUCACCUGAGCCCAAACGGAGCGAGUCCCAGCCCACUCCCGUGACCAAUAAGGAGACACUGGGGUCGCAUCUCACAGCUGAUAGGCUGGGUGGCUCUGUACAGGUAAUGAGCUCGACCAAUGGAGAGCUGAACACAGAUGACCCGACAGCCGGACACUCCAAUGCUCCAAUCACAGCUGCCACCGAGGUGGAAGUGGCAGACGACACAAAGUGCUGCUGUUUCUUCAAACGGAGAAAGAGGAAAGCUCUCCAGAGACACAAGUGAAGAGCACUCACUGAAGAGAACUUGAAACAUUCUGAUCACUGUCGAGUUUUAAAUGGAAGCAAUUACACUGCUCACUCAUCCUUUCUCUUCUCUUCAAUUCUCUUCUCUUCAAUUCUCUUCUCUCCUCUUCAAUUCUGUUCGCUUCUCUUCUCUUCCGUCACUCGAAGUCCUGCACCAACGCUCCUGUUCUGUUGGAGUGAUAAAGGAAUGUUGUCGACUACACAACAGACUUUCUUCCUUUAAAAUAAGCAUAAGAAAAUGAUGUAAAGAAAAAAGCUCUCACAUAGGAGGAUGACGGAGAACUCUGUAUAAAAACAAUAAUGAUAAAUGAACACUGUGACGUGAAUUUGAAAACAAAAGAAGCUGUUUGAAACAGUUGUUGUAUUCUAGAUUCCAUGCAGAACGUUUUGUUGUUCAUGCCGUUGAUCCGAGGACGAUACGUUGAUGGAUUGGAUGAUGCGAGUUUUCCUUAGCUAUAGUUCUUAUUUGUUUCAAAUCGGAAAGGCAAGAACUGCAAAGCAAGAAGGUAAAAAGAUGUUUCAUCUCAAGCAGACAUGGAAAUUUUUUUUCUCUCUUCUUUUUGUUAUUGGUAAUGAAAUCUUUGCUUGUUUUCAGAACUGAAUACCUGGAUUGAAAACAGACCUUUACAUUUUAUGUUGUAGUGACCUGGAAUUCUUCUUCUUCUUCUUCUUCUUUUUUUUUUUUUUUUAAUUUCUCUCAUUUGUUUUUUGUUUGUUUUGUUUUGUUUUUGUUCUGUUGACAUGGGCUCUGUAGCACAGUGACUGGUCUCAGGUACUGUGGACGACGGAGAGACGAACAGAUACUAAGCUCUCUGCUUAUUAUUGCACUUUUGGGGGGCAAAAAGAAGACAAAACAAAAAAAUAAAUAAAUAAAGGCUGCCCUAGAAUAACUCCCAUGCAAACGUGAGGUAUGUACAAGGGCCGAAAUGUAAAGGCAAAAAGAAAAAAGUCCUCCUCUUUUGUUUCACAUCAGAAUUAUUUACCAGGAAAUCAUAGUUUGUGCCUUUCCAAGUAAAAUGUUUAAAGUUAAAGCAAA
This is a messenger RNA of Pygocentrus nattereri (red-bellied piranha), 3142 nucleotides long. It is a transcript of the gene csnk1g2b, whose product is annotated as casein kinase 1, gamma 2b. Lineage: Eukaryota; Metazoa; Chordata; Actinopteri; Characiformes; Serrasalmidae. Bases 746 to 2086 code for a protein of 446 amino acids. Gene Ontology annotation, cellular component: plasma membrane; nucleus; cytoplasm. Gene Ontology annotation, biological process: signal transduction; endocytosis; positive regulation of canonical Wnt signaling pathway. Gene Ontology annotation, molecular function: ATP binding; protein serine/threonine kinase activity. The transcript is spliced from 12 exons. The record is from RefSeq and is a predicted model, not a curated record.